This is a messenger RNA of Trichoderma aggressivum f. europaeum, 555 nucleotides long. RefSeq lists its product as uncharacterized. The record is from RefSeq and is a predicted model, not a curated record. The coding region runs from base 1 to 555 and encodes 184 amino acids. Lineage: Eukaryota; Fungi; Ascomycota; Sordariomycetes; Hypocreales; Hypocreaceae. The transcript has 2 exons.
AUGCAUCUCCAAGCCCUCUCUUUCCUGGCUGCUCUGCCAUCCGCCAUGGCCACAAUGUCCGCUCUCUCGUACUCUCCUCCACCAGAACUCCUGGCCCAGUCUCGGACUCAAAGCAGCUGCAACCUCCCCCCGGGUUUUCAGAUCAAGGACUUCACGGCCAAAUCGAACGAAACCGGCCCGGCUGCCUCGUUGACGGCAUACAACUUCACCUUUGUGGACCAGACGACUAGCGUUACCACCAACUGCCGGUUUAACUCGAGCUCUGUUUCCACGACGCCUCCAGGUUUGACACCUAGGUUCGCGUGCGAUAAGAGCGGCAUCAGCGGUGUCAAGUUCAUCUGGGACAACACGAAAAGGCAGUUGACCAUGGUGGAGAGGAUCUGCCCCAAUACCAAGGGUGCUGCCACGUGGGAGGUGGCCGGCUCAACGACUAUUCCCUUGUCUUGCUCUUCGCCAUCGGGAACUUGCACAACGAACUCGACUAGUAUCGACGUGAAGUUCACCGCAUUGGACCCUAUAACAGAUCCCACUUUGGCCAAGUACUGGGUGAGCUAG